Messenger RNA from Magallana angulata, 1821 nucleotides. Its product is annotated as ankyrin repeat family A protein 2-like. NCBI's taxonomy places the organism in Eukaryota, Metazoa, Mollusca, Bivalvia, Ostreida, Ostreidae. The record is from RefSeq and is a predicted model, not a curated record. Gene Ontology annotation, molecular function: protein binding. Gene Ontology annotation, biological process: regulation of gene expression. Bases 544 to 1215 code for a protein of 223 amino acids. Gene Ontology annotation, cellular component: nucleus. The transcript has 10 exons.
AAUGUUCUAGAGGCUACAUUGGGGCACGACACCGUUGGUGAUAUCUAAACCCACGAAGUGAAGAGGUGGCCAUGAACUGUGUUUACUAUCAUGAUGAAGUCAGGUAACGUUAGACAAACUCUUGUGAACUGUCCAUGGGGAAACGAUGUAGAAUGGCACCCGAGGUCCAACAAACUACAUAUGGUACACCACAUCCUUUACGAACACGCAGUCCCGUGGAUACGCCAAACUCGAUGAUGGGCUGCAACUCGGCGCAUCGAGAUAAUCGGAUGCAGGAAAUUCUGGCGGGCUUUUAGGGUCGGACAGUGUAGUAGCCAUUCAAUAUUGGGAGAAAAGAAAGAAAAAAUGCAUCCACGGCGGGAUUCGAACCCGCGACCUCUGGAUUAGAAGUCCAGCGCGCUAUCCGCUGCGCUACGCGGACCUUGAGAAAUAGGGAAAAAAGAUACUAAAUCCGCUAAGUGUAAAGAAGAUGAAAACAUAGAAAGACAGCGCAGAGGCUCUAAUUCGGGAAAACGGCAGGGUGUACCGGCGGCUCUUAGACUCAUGUCCCCGUGUGACAGUGACCAAGAACUGAAUGAUUUGGAAGUAGCCAGUGUUUUAGAGGGAAAACAACAAGGAAAUGACUGUUUUUCACCAACAAAGUUAAAAAGGCAUGAAACACCUGUCAGACCAACAACUGUAAUGACUAAUUUGCAAAGAGGAAAUGUGCAAACAACAACUCCAUUAUUUAAGAAUAUCUCUCUUCACCAAAUGGCUGCACAAGGGGAGCUUACACAUCUACAACAAGAAAUUAGCGAUGGAUGCGAUGUGAAUAAAUUGGACACUAAUGACAUGACAGCUCUUCUAUGGGCAUGUGCAAAUGGGCAACAGCCAGCAGUGGAGUUCCUAAUAAAGUCAGGGGCUGACAUCAACAUCUCAGGAAGUCAUGGGGAAAAUGCCCUGCUAAUGGCAAGCUGUAAUGGAUAUCUGGGCAUUGUUGAAAUUCUACUUAAACUUUGCAUGGAUAUAAAUGCCACUGAUGAGACGGGUAACACAGCCUUAAUGUAUGCAGCCUAUGGGGGUCAUGAGAGUGUUGUGAAGCUGUUACUGGAAUCUGGAGCAGAUAUCACUACUCAGAAUGAGGACAAUAUGAAUGUGAUGGACAUGGUUGUGGGACAGGGAAACAAAAUCAUUCAGCAAGUUAUUGAACGACACAUGCUGUCAUUAUUUGAAUGACUGUAAUUCUUAAAAAGUCCAACAAAAACUGCGCAGUUGAGUUUGGUUCAUGUUGAGACUGGCCAUUAUUCACCACUUGCAGAAAGUAAGCAGACAGCAUCAUGAGCAAGUUUGCUGGACAGAUUAAAGGCAAGAAAGUGCAAGUCAAACUGACUGCCUUGAUGACCAAUGGCUAGAUUGCAGCAUCAAGCUAACAUUUCAUUAUCAGGAGUAUGACUGAACGGCUAUGGCCUGAAUCAACUACCGGGGUAUUAACAUGGCAUGUGUGUCUGUUUUUAUUGCUUAGUUAAAUGACUAGUUUUCAACAGAAAUUUGUGAUACUGAAAAUAUAACUCAAGUUUCCUUGAGGAAAUGAACAAUGAAGAAUGAGUAUCGUUUUCAAAUACAAUCCAUCAAUAUCUCUUCUGAUUUGAAUACUUAUUCAUAUUCAUAGACAAACAACAAAUAUAUUUCCUUAAAAUCAGAAAAAAAUAAUUUUAUUGUAUAAAUAAAUUACAUAUAUGUAUCUUGUUUAUUCAAACUCCUUAAAUUACAAUACUGUGUGUAGUAUAUUACACAAUUAUGGACGGUUCACCAACUCUAUGCAAAUAAAUAAAUAAAAUAUCA